Esox lucius (northern pike) is the source of this 5473-nucleotide messenger RNA. RefSeq names its product FYVE, RhoGEF and PH domain-containing protein 6. The transcript is spliced from 20 exons. Gene Ontology annotation, cellular component: cytoplasm. Gene Ontology annotation, molecular function: guanyl-nucleotide exchange factor activity; metal ion binding. Lineage: Eukaryota; Metazoa; Chordata; Actinopteri; Esociformes; Esocidae. The record is from RefSeq and is a predicted model, not a curated record. Bases 225 to 4382 code for a protein of 1385 amino acids.
AGUUGAUCAUUUUUGAGCGGAUCCGUGCUUCUCUACUGUUGCCAGACUAGUAUCAAAAGAAAGUUUCAUACAUAUAUAAAUGAUUGAUGCCAAUAUUAUUUUGAAAGUAUUGACGCGUCACUUUAAUUUUGACAAUGCGUCUGUCGGAAGAAAUUCUUGAGUUGAGUUAGGAGAGAUUCAAUUUGUAUACUGGAGGAGCGACUGUGAGGAACGAAUUAUUAAUCAUGAACACAGCAGGCAUGCAGAAACCCCCGUUGGCCCCCAAACCAAAGAUCAUACAGCCACAAAGGCCAAGGUCGUGCCCCUCCUCAACCCCGAAACAAGAUGGCCCCUCCCAGGCUCACCCAGGCUCCCUCAUUACACCAGUAAAGGUUAAGCCAGCUCUGGCCCCGAAGCCGUGUCUCUCCACUGCCCUGGAGUCCAAAACGCUCUCCAAAAACAAUGGACGUCUCCACCAAACCAUUGUGCAAGACGGCAAGACACUCUUGGAGAUGCCCAGAAAUGUCGGCCACCUGAACUCCAGAAAUGGAAUAAGUAGACAGCAAGAAAACAAGAAACCUGACUGGGAUUAUAUAAUUCCAAUAUGUCUCUGUAGCCGAAAGGACUGCCUGUGUUGGCGGCAUAGCAACGCAACAGAUAUGGUGAUUGACAAAAUUGAAAGAGACUGGAGGAUGUUACAUAGUCCGAGUAAAACAACGGAGUCCAGAGUGAAGCCUGGGCCAAGAUAUCGACCUCGAGAGAACAGAGGGGGUAACAAGUGUUCAGCUGUCCACAACAACAGCACGUCUCUGCCUGACGUUUGUGUACGGGCUGUGGAAAUGGCCACAAAUGACCAACUGUUAAACCCCAACAUCGUGGAAGCGAUGUCCGUUUGCAACACACGGACCCGAGCCGACAACAUCUUCAUUGUGUCCAGUGCCACUGGCCGGGGAGAACAGGACGGACACAGCGGCUCCACCAUCAUUUGUAAAGACACUGACAAGUCCAAUCACAGCCCAGCUGUCUUCAGGAAGCCCCUCCCUUUGCCACAGCAACCUGGGACGUUUGCCCUGGUUGAACAGGAAACCCCGGAGCAGGGGAGGGGUGGAGUGGAGAGGAGUGAAGAGAGGGACUGGGCGGAGGGAAGGCAGCGGAUGGAAAUGACCGUCAGAAAGGUGAAGGAGCCAGCGGAGAGGAAGAGCCUCCCAUCUCCCUCUGUCAGCGAGCCGGCCGGCCAGGCUCAGGACAUGCCUGGUGGUGGGGCUGGUACCAGUGAAAGCUGGACGGGCCUCCCAUCCUCCAGAACACCCGGCCCUUCCCCUGCACCUGUCACCCCACCCAGAAAGAAAGCCUUUCUGUCUGAACCAGAGGCACAAGCACAGAUCUCUACCUCCUCCUCUCAGCACCUCCUCCCCCUCGCUUCAUUACCCUACCUCCCACAGGAUGUGGAUGAGGAAGAGCUGCAAUGGGUGGAUGACAGGGUCUAUGAAAUGGAGUUAUCAGUAGACAAGGAGGAGGGGGAAGCGAGGGAGAAGGGAGAUGAGGGAGGGAGGAGUGGGCAAGUGGAAGAGGAGGAGAUCUAUUGUAAAAUAGUUUGUCACCCUCUCUCUACUAGUCUGCCCAACAAGACGGAGCUCAACUCCGACUGGUCAGUCAAUGUGGCAUCCAGUGGGCGUUCCGAAGAAGAUGUUGAUGCUCCAAACAGGAUGUCCUCCGUGCCCAAUAAACCACCGAGACACAGCUCCCCAGCCGCAUCGUUGCUGAAGAAGGAGCUGUCGGAGGAGCAAUAUGGGGAGGGAGGAAAGACCUCCCAGAGGGGGGAUAACGGAGGCGUUGUUACUAAGGCCACACAAGACGGCGGAUCACCAAGGAACUCCAAAGCGAUGAGAGAACUUCCUGCAACCCCGCCAGACAACGCAGCAUCAAGGAGUAGCAUCCUUCAGACACCGCUGUUGCCUUCAGCUGUUGAGCGGAGCACAGGCAACACAGAGAUAAAGGGCAGCCCGCCCACGCUGACACCGCCAAAGUUGUCUCGCUCCAGCCUGGUGAAAAACAAGUCCAAGUCCUUUUCCUCCGCUGACCUGACCCCCUCUGAUGGACAGAAAAGGAACUCCUUCCGGAGGCUGCUGGACUUGAGCAUCUCGGUCAAUAUGCUGCCCAAGCUGCUAGCCAAGGGAGGCCGGCCCUCCGACUGCUCCUCAGCCGACCCCAAGGUUGAGCAGUGUGUGGACAGUCAGGACACGUGCCUUCAGGAUGGCCUGGACGUGUCAGGCAGACGCAAUUUCUGCUGCCCCCAGCUGGGCAGGGAGCAGAGUGUGGACGGGGACGAGUUCUGCUCCCCCGGCGCGGAGUGUGCUUUGGACGAGGAGUACGAGAACGUGCCAUAUUACGAGGAGAUACCCGACUACGUCAACCUUCCGGUGGGGUCGGGACCACGAGGAGGCGGGGCUGGAGCUGAGGGUAGGCCGGCGGAGAUGUCGGAAUGGGACGUCCACCUGCGUGGUGAUGAUGAUGAUAUCUACGAGGAACAGGAGCCCUAUCACCCACUGGAGAAAUACACUGAACCACGACAACAGCCCAGUGGGAGGAGCUCUGUAGAUGAAGACAUUGGUCAGACGGAUGAUGGACAGUCAGAUGAGGACGUCAUGGUUCACAGUUCAGACGAGGACGAUGGCAGUUCCUCGUCCAGCAAAGGAGAACCUGAGCAGUCUGGACAAAGCGAGGCUGACUUCGUCGCAAAGAAGAGCAAGACAGUCCACAUUGCCAGGGAGAUCAUGAGCUCAGAGAAUGUGUUUGUCAAUGUCCUGAAGCUCCUCCAUAUUGACUUCCGCGACGCCGUGGAGAAGGCGUCCUUUCAGGCUGGGAAGCCCGUGGUGGAGGAGCGCGUUCUGAACCAGAUCCUCUACUAUCUGCCCCAGCUCUACGAACUGAACCAGGACCUCCUCAGAGAGCUGGAGGAGAGGGUGGAGCACUGGAACGAGCAUGGCCGGCUCGCGGACAUCUUUGUGAAGAAAGGACCCUAUCUGAAGAUGUACUCCACAUACAUCCGAGAGUUUGACAAGAAUGUUGCUCUGCUGGAUGAACAGAGCAGGAAGAACCAAGCCUUCGGGGCAAUCGUACGGGAAUUUGAGGCAACUCCACAAUGUGCCAACCUGGCUCUGAAGCACUAUCUGCUGAAGCCCGUUCAGAGAAUCCCCCAGUAUCAACUGCUGCUCACAGACUACCUGAAGAACCUGUCUCCGGACUCAGCUGAUUACAAAGAUACGCUAGCGGCCCUUGGCAUUAUGAAGGAGGUGGCCAACCAUGCCAAUGACAGCAUGAAACAGGGGGAUAACUUCCAGAAGCUGAUCCAGGUUCAGUGCAGACUGAAUGGGCACCAUGAGAUCGUCGCGCCUGGGAGGGUGUUCCUGAAAGAGGGGGUGCUGAUGAAGCUCUCCAGAAAGGUCAUGCAGCCCAGAAUGUUUUUCUUGUUCAAUGACACGUUGCUGUACACCACCCCUGUUCAGUCUGGACAGUUCAAACUCAACAACAUGCUGUCGUUGGCUGGGAUGAAGGUUAGCAAGCCCAGCCAAGAGGCCUUCCAGAAUGAGCUGACCAUUGAGAGCGUGGAGCGCUCCUUCAUUCUCUCUGCCAGUUCAGCAGUGGAGAGAGAUGAUUGGCUGGAAGCCAUCUCUACGUCAAUCAAGGACCACACCAGAAAGAAGAUCUCCUUUAUAUCCAGCAAGUCUCUGGAGGAGACAUUGCCUGAGGAGAUUGGCAGUGGGGCCCCCCUGGGUUCUAAGGCCCCUAUCUGGAUCCCAGACCUGAGGGCCACCAUGUGUAUGAUAUGCACCUGUGAGUUCUCCCUCACCUGGAGACGACACCACUGCCGAGCCUGUGGAAAGGUCGUGUGCCAGUCGUGUUCCACCAACAAACAAUGUCUGGAGUAUCUGAAGAACCAGCUGGCCAGGGUGUGUGAUCAAUGCUGCGUCAUACUACAACAACAGAGAAGUGACCUGACCCCAUCUCCAACACUCUCCCCUGGUGUAAAGUCCUCCUUUGGUUUCACCAGGAAAACCAAAAGGAUCCCGGCUGCUCUUAAAGAGGUGUCGGCCAAUACAGACAACUCCUCUAUGAGUGGCUACCUUCAGAGGUCAAAGGGCAAUAAGAAGCAGGGGAAGAGGCUGUGGUUCGUCAUCAAGAACAAGGUCCUGUAUACAUACGCUGCCAGUGAGGAUGUAGCAGCGUUAGAGAGUCAACCAUUGCUGGGCUUCUUGUUGGAGGAGGAGAAAGAGGGGCCAGACUCUCAGAAACAGCUGUUCAAGCUCUAUCACAAAAACACGCUUCACUAUGUUUUCAAAGCCGACGACAGCCAAACAGCCCAAAGGUGGAUAGACGCAUUCAAAGAAGCCAUGGUGCUUUGACCAUUCUUUGUCAGCAGUUGAUUAACUGUACAUAAGCAGUGACAUAAUGGAGGCAUGGCCCUGUCACUAUGUAUGAUAAUGUGAAUAUUAUUUAGGUUUCUGUUAUAAGUGGUCAUACAGUGGAUGUCUCCACUGAAAACCUCCACAGAAGGCAUUAAAUGCUGAUACCCCCAAAAUAGCCUUUACAAGCCGGAACAACGUACACACACUUUGUUGUUGCCAUGGAGUAGAUAAAAAAAAAAUGUGGUUGGCAUUAUGGCUCUUAGAGGACAGAUUUUUAAAGCUGUUGUACACAUUUGAAGAUAGCGUUUGCAGCCAGUUCCUUGUACGUAACAGUGGUAACGUUUUGUUCCAAGACGUCGCCAUAUCAUUACAAGUGUAGAUCGAUUCACCUCUUCACAUUGCCUACAUCUGCAGUUCUUUGGGUUUGCUGUUAAGGUUGAAUGAUAUGUUAUUUUGAUGCAUUAUUCAGUCAGAAUGUUUCUGUCCCAGGGUCAGGGUGUUUUCUCAGGCUCCUGUCCAUCACACCACUGCAGUUAUGUAAUCAGCAUAAGCACAAGUUACUACAUGGCCAUGUAUGCAUACACUAUUUCAACAUAUUCAACUGGUAGAAACACAUUCCAGCCUGGAUGUGAGUACAGCAACUACCAUUUCAAUAUAGCAAACAAUGUGGGAUUUCCAACUUCGAUGGUCGUCCCUCCCAAUCGCCCGGUCGGAGUCAUGCCAUCCAGACUUCCAUCAGGUCAUGAGGAGAGAUCCGCCAAUUACUUACACAAGAAUUGACUACGUCUCCCAUUAUGGCAUGAGUAAACCUAUGAUACCAGCAGGACGUUCAUUGAGCUCACCAAAGUUCCUAUAUUCAGUAGAAAUUAAGAGGCUGUGAUUUCCAAAUACUCAACAGUCUAGCUUCAGUCCUCCACAUUUACUGGAUUGGGUGAACGAAAAAAAAGGGUUGGGAUUGUGUUCACUCAAGAACACAAAUGUUGAUAUGAGAUAAAUAUCAAUAUCUCUAUUUCUAAAUAAGGCAAUAUAAUUCUGUAUCUUAUUGUAAUGUGUGUAAAUAUUUAUCGAUAUUGCGUUUACACAAUUUU